GCCGCCGCGGCACAGUCCUCCCGCUCGCGAAACGGAACGCACGUCGGUUCCAAAUUCGAAAUUUCGACCACCCGCCUUUUUAAACCAAUCAGCGUUACGCUUGUGUGAAACAACCAAUCAAAACCAAUUAGUGCAUUCAAAAACGGAUCUGUGUGUCACAGGUGGAGUGCGAUGCUGACUAUCACCGCCGUGGUGAAUGGUUUUCUCAACGAAUUCAUAUUUACAGACGACAAGAGCCCCACCGAAGAGGAAGCAGCGACCAAAAUCCAAGCAGCCUUCCGCGGACACCAGACCAGGAAAUCCAUCAGCAUGAAGACCAGCAAGCCCCAGCAGCAGCAGCAACAGGAGCCGGAGCCCACCCGCGCCGAGCUGGAGGCGGAGUUCCGUGCUGACGACAAAGACCUGUGCAGCGCCGCCACAAAGAUCCAGGCGUCCUUCCGCGGCCAUCAGGCGCGCAAAGUCACCCAGGCGGAGAAGGACAAAGAACUACAGGAUUUGCAAGAUAAGGAAGACAUAGAAAAGAUCGACCUCACCGAUCCCAACCUGAACAAGGCAGCCACCAAAAUACAGGCCUCAUUCCGCGGCCACAAAGUCCGCAAGGACGUCCCCAACUAAGGUGACCAUGAGUCUCUGGCUUCAAGUCUCGACUUUACUUUCUCCUGAACCACUGCCUCUUAUAAACUCUCUUCGACGAGCUUUUGUGUAGCUUUAACGUCCUAUUGUAGAUGUAUUUCAGUUUUCUGAAGGUCAAUUUCCGAUUUCUAGCUUACGUAGUCUGUCUUAGUUUUUACUCGCUUUAAGGAUUUUUAUAAAUAAAAUAAUAACACACUGACACAAAAUACUAUGAAGAAUACUCGAAAAGGGGUUUAAAUUGAGGGUAACGGCGAAAAAGUAACUUAGUCUAAUUAAUAUAUAUCGACAGUGUGACAUUUUUACGGGUUUUAUCGAGCUUAAAUCCUAUAGAGCAUUCUGCUAACGACAUUAACUACAUACAACUACAAACAAUUAUAUUUCGAGUAUUUUAAUCUCAUCUACGUAUAGCUUGCAGGAAUUGACCUUCAGGUUCAGUGGGCUGUUUACUAAUGAAAAAAUAUUUGGGGACAAUCAUACAAAAAUCGACCUAGCCCCAAACUAAGUAAAGUUAAAGAAAGCUUGUAGAGCGAGGGAUUUUGAUUAUUUUUUGUUAUUUGGGUGGUUGGAGUCAGAGAGCCGUUUACUAGUUAUAUAAUGAGUAAUUGUGAACGAUAUGUCAAUUCGUUACUCAUAUGUAUCACUAUGUCAAUUUUUACCCUUUUACUAUCUUCUAUUGACAUUGAGUUGACGUGUCUCAUAAAUACCAAAGAGUAGAAUUAAAUCGGAAUGAAUUGAACUAUUUAUAAUAAUAAAGUAUGUAAUAUACCUCUAACUGUCCCGUCUUUUCUUACUAAACUUUUGGUAACACUACUUCGCGAAACGAUAUUGAAUUUCAUGCAUUUUGCUUUCUUUUAUAACAUUCCAGUUCUUUCAAUGUUUGUUGAAAAUGUAAGAUUUUAUUUUAGAAUAAUGUAGAGUAAGAUAUUUAAAUAGUUUUAGCGAGAGAAACUGCUUUUUUCUGUUAAGAAUAUUAACACUUUUUAAGAUAUUUGGUUUAGCAAUUUGUUAUUCCAUUUUCAAUUAUUGUUGUUAUAUGUUUGUUUGUUUCUCAUCGUAUUUAUAUUCAGCUGAUUGUUCCUGUAUUUUGCUGGAAAAUGUUAGGAUUUUUGUUAAAUAAAAUAUUUAAUAUUCGCCUAUAAUAAU
Cydia strobilella is the source of this 1776-nucleotide messenger RNA. It is a transcript of the gene igl, whose product is annotated as sperm surface protein Sp17. Bases 172 to 615 code for a protein of 147 amino acids. NCBI's taxonomy places the organism in Eukaryota, Metazoa, Arthropoda, Insecta, Lepidoptera, Tortricidae. The record is from RefSeq and is a predicted model, not a curated record. Gene Ontology annotation, molecular function: calmodulin binding. The transcript is spliced from 5 exons.